AUGGCGAUCCUGGUCGUGCCGGUGCUGUCCGCGUUGCAAAUCGGGUCGUGGUUCCUCUUCUGGCAUCUCGAUCACGACCCCGGACCAGACGAUCUCGGCAUUGCCGACAACCCCUCGUUGUCUGCAAACACGAUCACGGUGCAUGAUGAGGUAUCGUUCCGUGGCGAUGGACUCAUUCUCAUGGCAGCACAGUUUUUAUGGCGGGCGCGCCAGUCGCCUUUGACCGACGUCACGCUGUUGACUGUGCUUAAUCCUCUCGAAGCACCGGAGUUAAUGGAUUUCGGGGACUUCUGUCGGGGACAUCUGCCCGUGGCCCAGUCGCCCACCGGCGUGAUCCCAGUCCGCAGGGCUCCAGAAUCCAUGGACGGUGCGAGGAGCCUGGGCAUGGUCGGCUCAGGACUGUUGUUCCUUGCCCCUUGUUACAACCCAUACUUGUUACCUCUGGUCUUCGAGGGUGAAGCGGGCUCCGCCACCCAGCUUGAAUAG
Microdochium trichocladiopsis is the source of this 486-nucleotide messenger RNA. RefSeq lists its product as uncharacterized. The record is from RefSeq and is a predicted model, not a curated record. The transcript is spliced from 2 exons. The coding region runs from base 1 to 486 and encodes 161 amino acids. Lineage: Eukaryota; Fungi; Ascomycota; Sordariomycetes; Xylariales; Microdochiaceae.